Molecule: messenger RNA, 1287 nt
Organism: Anopheles merus
Lineage: Eukaryota; Metazoa; Arthropoda; Insecta; Diptera; Culicidae
Exons: 2
Coding region: 147-1259 (370 amino acids)
Source: RefSeq, a predicted model, not a curated record
GUCAAUGGCGGAACGUUGUUUACAUGGAGGCACGAAACAAAACGACAACAAAGUAGCGAUAAGGUUUCGAAAAUAGCGCAAUUCUGUCCACCAAAGGAGUUAACAAUAGCAAGAGAAGGCUAAGGAAUAAUUUAAAGGCACUAAAAAUGACUUCCCAGGAGCGCAGUAUGCUGCGGAAGUCGGAGUUUCCAGAUAUGGCCCGGGACGCCCUCGCGAUCAUAGAAAACCUGAUCAUUAAUCGGAACAAGCACGACAUGGCGAUGGAUCUGAUUGCGGAGUUUGUGUUCCGCGAGCGUCGCGAUGAGCCGGCGCGUGGUGGCCAAUUUGCUAAACAAUCAGCCCAACCGCGCCUGUCCCCGAUCGAAGAGUUCCAGCUGGUGCUGGUGCUGUGUGAUUUCUUCUCCCGCCCCGGUCCGGACGCGACCCGGAAUGCGGUGUUUCUGUCCCUGUUUGGGGGCUCCAACACGCGCACGAGCGUGCUGAACAAGCUGAUCAGUACGGCCGUGUCCGGAUCGAUUGCACCGUUGCUGUGUGCGGCUGGGACGUGGAUGCAGCAGCUCGGAUGCACCUCACCGGCUAGCCUGGAGCUGGCACAGUGCAUCGUGCGCGAUUUCGUCAUCUUCUCGAAGAACUCGUCGGAGCAGCUCAAGUCGCUACCGUUGGUUGCGCCACGGUUUGCCGCCAACCUGAUGACGGCCGUGACGGAUCUGUACCUAAAUGGGACGGCCAAAUCGCAACUCAUCCCACCGCCCGAUCUGCUGCUGGACGUAAUAACGGACUGGGUGUCCGAGAAUCCUUCCCUGUGUCUUGCCUCCCAGCAACAGCUGGCCCUGCCGAGUGGUGCCAUCGCGAUGCCGGUAAUAACGCCCCUUGCCGGGCUUAUCCGUUGGUGUGUGCUCUCGCUGCUGGUUACGAACCGCCAGGAGCUGUACAGCAAGCUGCAUCUAGCCGUACUGCAAAGUUUGCUGGAAGCAACGCCACCCAUUACGACACCACCUACUCUGCAGCCGAUUAACGCGCAGCAUCUGCUGCUGAUAGUGAACACGAUCCAGGUGGAGAUGGAAACUCUCACACAGCAGGGAAUGUCGCUGGAGGAGGAAAAUCUGCAAAAUUGCCUGGAACGGUUUGCGCAAGCCGUGCAGGUGGGGCUUACCUCGCGCUGCAUCUUCGGUAACAUCACGCAGCUUAUGUUCCGCUUGGAAGCCCUGCCGGGCAAGAACAAGCUGCUACAAAUCGUCAUUAAUGCGAAUAAAACUUAGUUAAGAAAGUAUACGCAAUUUCAUAAGA